AUGUCUACUAUAUCCACCAGUGCUAUUCAAAACCUCGAUGAGGUUUCCAGAAAGGAAAUCAUGCAAUUUGUUGAAGCUGAACAAUCCAAAUCCAAGGUUCAACUGUCUAUUCAUAAUUUCACUGAUAUGUGUUUCAAAAAGUGCAACAAGGAUAAACCAAUCACCAGUGGUAGUUUAGAUGGUCAAGAAGAAGCUUGUCUUAGAAACUGUUUGAACAGAUUUUUGGAUACAAAUAUUAAAGUUGUUGAAGCAUUACAAGGUCGUUGA
Messenger RNA from Candida tropicalis MYA-3404, 267 nucleotides. RefSeq names its product protein transporter (gene TIM8). The transcript has a single exon. The record is from RefSeq and is a predicted model, not a curated record. Lineage: Eukaryota; Fungi; Ascomycota; Pichiomycetes; Serinales; Debaryomycetaceae. Bases 1 to 267 code for a protein of 88 amino acids.